Molecule: messenger RNA, 658 nt
Organism: Triticum aestivum (bread wheat)
Lineage: Eukaryota; Viridiplantae; Streptophyta; Magnoliopsida; Poales; Poaceae
Product: histone H3.2
Exons: 1
Coding region: 71-481 (136 amino acids)
Cellular component (GO): nucleosome
Molecular function (GO): protein heterodimerization activity; DNA binding; structural constituent of chromatin
Source: RefSeq, a predicted model, not a curated record
UCCCCCAAAUCCUCGCAAAUCACAGCGCCGCCGCACCCACCACUACCGCUCGCCCAUCCCACCCGCGCAGAUGGCCCGCACGAAGCAGACGGCGCGCAAGUCCACCGGCGGCAAGGCGCCGAGGAAGCAGCUGGCGACCAAGGCGGCGCGCAAGUCCGCCCCAGCCACCGGCGGCGUCAAGAAGCCCCACCGUUUCCGCCCCGGCACCGUCGCCCUCCGGGAGAUCCGCAAGUACCAGAAGAGCACGGAGCUGCUCAUCCGCAAGCUCCCCUUCCAGCGCCUCGUCCGGGAGAUCGCCCAGGACUUCAAGACCGACCUCCGCUUCCAGUCCUCCGCCGUCUCCGCGCUGCAGGAGGCCGCCGAGGCGUACCUGGUGGGGAUGUUCGAGGACACCAACCUCUGCGCCAUCCACGCCAAGCGCGUCACCAUCAUGCCCAAGGACAUCCAGCUCGCCCGCCGCAUCCGUGGGGAGCGCGCCUAGGUUCGUCGUGGUCGCCGGUCAUACUGCUGGGUACCGUAGUAGCUGUUCUUGUCUCGUGAUCUGGAUGCGUGUCGGGUGCUUGUGUUUGUUGGUGUUGAUAUGUUGUGUCGUCUGUUCCUAUGGAUCGUGAUGUUCGAAUGAAAUGGCAAUGCAAGUUCAGUUAUCAUUUGAUGCUAA